AGGAGUUAGCACAACAUUGGGACGUCUUCUUUGCAUCCUUCAGUUUUAAGUCUUCUGCAGAGGUAUGAAAGUGAAUUUUGUCUCUCUUUUUUUUUGCCUUCAGCGGGAUAUCUGUCCUGCACACCAAGAGAUCUGACAAAAAGGAUAAAAAGCUGAUGCCUGAGGCCUGGUGACAUUUACAAACAGUCACGCUUUCACACAGUAAAUGGAAUUAUUGUAUUUUUUUCCCUUUUUUGUAUUCUUUCCAAACGUCACAUGGUGAGAAACAUACUUUCAUUCCAACACUGUUGACAGAAAAAGAUAUGAGGGAGUGGAAUUUUUUUCAUUAUCAUAAUGUCAGGACUGGCUUUUUGUCCCAGAAGAAAUGAAAAAGAAAAUAAACGUAUCCACGGGAAUGACAAUAAGGACACAGAUUGUUUGCAGGAGCUGUCCGAGUGUCCUGCUUGUAAAAGACCCAAUAAUGUUACCCUGAUCCUGCCAUGCUCUCAUACCAUGUGUGUGCACUGUUUGUCUGCCCAAGAGGCCAAGCGGUCUGGUCGGUCCCCCCGACAUGAUUUGAGCUGCUCUGUGUUGUGUCCACUGUGUGGCUACCAUGUGGAGCUGCCCUGCGAGACGUGGUCGUCUGCUUUGCCCUGUCUCCCGCGAUAUCCCACCCUGAAGUUCGCACGUGCCAGCCAGGAUGAGAUUGGCAGACGGGAGAUGGCUUCUGAACCACAUCAACUGCAAGGGGAGACCUACUCUCUGGUUGCAAAUGAAGACACAGCGCAAUGUUCCAGUGCUUGCAGUUUCACUAUACCACCAGCUGAGAGCAAUGUGGAUCUACAGGAGGAGGAGAUAGAGAGGUCUGUUUUUGGUUUGCGCUUUGCUUUGGACCCAUUAACUGCCCCCACCUCCCUCCACCUUUCCAACUCCUUGCUCAUUGUCACUUACCGAGGAAUAAGCCCUACUUGUCCACUUCCAAAUGUCAGGAGGUUGAUGACGACCUCUGACCUUGGCGUUACGCAGGACCUCCCUCAGGUUUGCGCUGAUGUCAUCAUUGCUCAGGGCCAAUAUUACUGGGAGGUAGAUGUCUACAACAGCUCCAUCUAUAAAAUUGGUGUGAGCUCACUGCACAAUUCUAAAGGCUGGUGGCUGGAAAGACAUGGUUUCUCGUUUUGCGCUGUUUACGAUGGUUGCAGGGAGCCGCUUGUAACAGUCCCUCCUCAGAUCAAAACUCUCGGACUCUUCCUUAACUUUGGAGGGGGGACUCUUAGCUUCUACAACCUCGUGACCCAAGAGCACCUCGUCACCCUGCCUACGUGCUUCAAUGCCUCGGGAGUGCUUCCUACUCUGGGCCUCGGCCAGGGCUGGCUACGGUUGCGUUGCGGCCUCCCGCCUCCCCCCUAUGUGUUCCUCAGUAAAAACUCAACCUACAGACACCCUUGUGGGUCCAGUAGAGGUCGAUGGCAAAAGGAUAUCAUCUUCCGAUCAGUGGGUAAAGUGAUUCAGAAGUUUGAGGAGAUGUCUGCAGCAAACUCCAGUUCGAUGCCUGGUUUUGGAUCACACUGCUCCUGUGGACAUCGGGGGACAAAUCCCUAUGGGCUUGGGGAACAGGAAACCGGGCCUAAAUAAGACAAUCCUUCUCUACAAUGGAAACAUCCACUGACUGACAGACUCUCAAAUCCCCAGAAAGGUUUGAUCUAUGGCUGCAAUUUGAAAGGCAAAUGUUCCAUCUUGAAGGACCUGCGGAUCCCUCCUUCCAUUCUCGGUGUGACCCCCGCUGAUCGGGGCUUGGGCUGGAAUGAGUCCUAUAUUGUAAAGUGUGAGAAAUGGGUGGGCUUCUAACAGCGGGACGCCUUGAUUUGUCUCAGUGUGACGGUUGUCAGACGGUAGGGGUCCUCACACUAUAUCAGCACGUCCUCGUAUACUUGGGUAUGAGCACUAAAACCAUAAGUGCGGGCUUUUGCCAAGCUGCGGGAAUAAGGUAUAAUCAGCAGGGGGCGAGAUAGUGAGGUGCGAGUACAGUAACACCGGUGGCGUUGACUUAGAGCAGCAGAGACAGGUGGUACCACAUGUUUGCCCCAUGCUCUGCCUUUCGAUAGGACAGUGGGGCUGCCCUUUUUUGACCCUUUGAAAACCACAGGGCUCCCGAAAACUUCAAAAGGGACAGCAGAGAGCAAGCGAACCGGGAGUGGGGGAAAGAGAAAACAGCAUGCAUGAAUUAAAGACAGCAGGUGACGGUAAAAAGGAGUGAGCUGAAGGAGCUUUCAAGCCAAGAAUCCCUGAAUAGAUCAAAUGUCUUCUGAGGCCGAGAAUUGAUUUAAAACCAGCACUGUGCCACAUAAGCCACCGUCUACUUUUGUACAUUUGUAAUUGUCUUGUGAUUUUCUUUCUGUCUGCAUUAUUUUAAUCUCAGGCUUAUUUUGUUGCCACAUUUCACAGGUUCAAGUGUUUUGUUCAAAAUAAU
Messenger RNA from Nerophis lumbriciformis (worm pipefish), 2446 nucleotides. Its product is annotated as SPRY domain-containing protein 4. The record is from RefSeq and is a predicted model, not a curated record. NCBI's taxonomy places the organism in Eukaryota, Metazoa, Chordata, Actinopteri, Syngnathiformes, Syngnathidae. Gene Ontology annotation, molecular function: protein binding.